AUGGCCACCUUGGCACCCCCCCAGCUUUCCGCCCCUGCCACAAAAACAUCUUGGGCCGACGAAUUAGAUGAAGAUGAACUGCCGCCGCCAUCAGAAAAGAUCGACCCGGCGACGGGCAUCAAGACCAUAGUCGAAUACAAAUGGGAUGAGACGGGCGAGAAGAAGAUCAAGACGGUCCGAAAGAUCAAGCGAACCCUCGUCACCACUCGGGUCUCGCCCACCGUCGCCGCACGCAAGGCCUGGCCGAAAUUCGGCCAGGAGAAGGGCAAGAAGUCCGGCCCGGAUCUGGCAACCACCACCCUGGGCGAAGCGAUCAAGCUGAAGAUCGCCGUCGCCGGUCCGAACAAGGAACCGGUCGUCGAACAGACCAAAGCGACCAUCGUUCCUGGCGGAAAGCGAAUCACUUGUCGACUCUGUCAGGGAGACCAUUUCACCGCAAGCUGUCCCUACAAGGAAACCCUCGGUGGCGUUUUGGGAGGAGAUGCCGCGGACCAAGACCAACAAGAUGGGCCCGCAGCCUCGCAAGCUCAAAACAGCACCGGCGCCGCUGGCGGGACAGGCAAAUAUGUGCCGCCAUCCCAACGAGACGGCGCCAAACGAGGCGACUCGAUGCAGAAACCGAACAGGGACGACCUGCCCACGCUCCGGGUUACCAACCUGUCCGAGGACGUCCAGGAGAGCGACCUGUGGGACCUCUUCGGCCGAUUCGGAAGGAUCUCGAGGAUCUACGUCGGUAAAGAUCAAGACACUGGCUUGUGUAAAGGUUUCGCAUUCGUCAGCUUCGAAGAUCGGAUGGAGGCUGAGCGCGCCAUGAAAAAGAUCAACGGCCUACCCUACGACCAUUUGAUCUUGGGAUGCAUGUGGAGCUUACCCCGUGGCGAAAGAGAGGCUAAAUAA
This is a messenger RNA of Puccinia triticina, 897 nucleotides long. RefSeq lists its product as uncharacterized. The coding region runs from base 1 to 897 and encodes 298 amino acids. Lineage: Eukaryota; Fungi; Basidiomycota; Pucciniomycetes; Pucciniales; Pucciniaceae. The transcript has 5 exons. Gene Ontology annotation, cellular component: eukaryotic translation initiation factor 3 complex; cytoplasm. Gene Ontology annotation, molecular function: RNA binding; translation initiation factor activity. The record is from RefSeq and is a predicted model, not a curated record.